AUGGAUUCCCACUUAAACGCUACUAGGCAGCAAUCUCACGUGCAUCAUCCACUUCCACGCCACAGCUCAUGGUUAGGCCUCACACUAAGAGAAGUCGAAAACCAAUUAGGCAGCAGCCUUACCAAGCCACUCGGCAGUAUGAACCUCGAUGAGCUCCUCAAGAGAGUAUGGACCAGAAAUGACAAUGCUGCUGUCUCCAUCCAGCAGCAGGCUAGCUGGUCACUCGCGAUGACUCUCACUGGAAAAACGGUCGACCAAGUGUGGAGGGACAUACAGACAGGUUGUAAAAUCAGGGGUGGCGAAUCUAGUUGGGAAAGAGAGUCGACUCUUGGUGAGACAACCCUGGAGGAUUUUCUGGUGAAAGCGGGCACGUACGUAUCAAGUGCCUCGAUCGAGCCCAUUCUGUCGUUGGAUAGUGCGCUUAGGGCCCACAAGUUCUCAUCCCAAACGGGUUUGUUGUCUCCUUCUCCCUCAAUCGACGAGUUAUCUGAUACACCAAUCUCGUCAAGGAAAAGUACCCUUGGGAACCUUGAGAAGGCGAUCGAGAGGCGACUAAAGCGGAAGAUUAAGAAUCGGGAGUCGGCCGCUCGUUCACGUGCGAGAAAGCAGGCCUACCACAAUGAGUUGGUGACAAAGGUCGCACAUCUUGAGGAGGAGAAUUCGAAACUGAAAAAGGAACAGAAAUUCGAGAAGAUGAUGUCGUGUGAAUUUUCUGAAAAGAGAUACCAACUCCGAAGAACAAGUUCAUUCUAA
This is a messenger RNA of Striga hermonthica, 753 nucleotides long. Lineage: Eukaryota; Viridiplantae; Streptophyta; Magnoliopsida; Lamiales; Orobanchaceae. The record is from the annotation of a GenBank genome assembly.